Manis pentadactyla (Chinese pangolin) is the source of this 2216-nucleotide messenger RNA. RefSeq names its product ELMO domain containing 3 (gene ELMOD3). NCBI's taxonomy places the organism in Eukaryota, Metazoa, Chordata, Mammalia, Pholidota, Manidae. Bases 317 to 1465 code for a protein of 382 amino acids. The transcript is spliced from 12 exons. The record is from RefSeq and is a predicted model, not a curated record.
GACUGGCAUCCGUGAUGUCCACUCCUCCCAUGAUGAGGUGUGAACCUGUCUAGUCUUGUUGUGUGCCACUCACUCGGAGUUGAGACUUCAGAGACCUCAGAGACUUCUUUCCGUGCUUACAGAACCACCUCCCCUCCAACCCUGGUGAUGGCCCACAGGGACUGUUUUCUUGCUCGUAGUCUGGAUGCCUGCCAAGAAGGAAGGGGAAGGUAGAGCAGUCGGGUCUCUGGCUGUCCCCAUAGCUUCUAACCUCAGACCUUAUUAAACUACUUUCUGAGCCCAAGGACACAGCUCACUUGAAUAAAUGAGUUGAGUCAUGAAUGAGAUAUCUUGCUCUUUCCAUAAUGAGAAGGAAUUAAGAGAUGGACAGGUUGAAAACAUGUGUGCUGGGCACUCUCCAACAUCUAACAAGGACCACAGUGCUCUUCUGGCUUUCCGAGGGAUUCCUAUCUCAGAGUUGAAGAACAACGGCAUCCUCCGUGCCCUGACUGCAGAAGCUAAUGGAUGGGAGCCAAAUGUUGUGAGUACAGAGGUGCUCAGAGCCCAGGAAGAAUGGGAAGCUGUGGACAACAUCCAGCCAGAGACAGGAAGCCAGGUCAACUCAGGUGAGCCUGGGCAGCUGAUCUCCUUCAGUGAGGCCCUGCAGCAUUUCCAGACUGUGGACCUCUCCUCCUUCAAGGAAAGAAUCCAGCCAACUAUUCGAAGGACUGGGCUUGCAGCCCUCCGGCACUGCCUCUUCGGGCCUCCAAAACUCCACCAGGGCCUCUGUGAAGAAAGGGACUUGGUCCUGACCAUUGCUCAGUGUGGCCUGGAUAACCAAGACCCAGUGCAUGGCCGAGUCCUCCAGACCAUCUACAAGAAGCUGACCGGCUCCAGAUUUGACUGUGCCCUCCAUGGAGACCACUGGGAGGAUCUGGGCUUUCAGGGAGCAAAUCCAGCCACAGACCUGAGAGGAGCAGGCUUCCUUGCCCUCCUGCAUCUGCUGUACCUGGUGAUGGACUCAAAGACCUUGCUGAUGGCGCAGGAGAUUUUCUGCCUGUCCCAACAUCAUAUCCAGCAAUUCCCCUUCUGUUUGAUGUCUGUGAACAUUACCCGUAUCGCAAUCCAGGCCUUAAGGGAGGAGUGUCUCUCCAGGGAGUGUAAUCGUCAGCAAAAGGUGAUCCCCGUGGUGAACCACUUCUAUGCUGCCACUUUCCUCCACCUUGCCCAUGUCUGGAGGACGCAGCAGAAAACCAUCUCAGACUCAGGCUUUGUCCUCAAAGACUUGGAGGCGUUGGCCAAGAAGAGCCCGAGGCGGCUGCUCAAGACUCUGGAUACCUACUUGGCCAGAGCGUCAAAGGGACAAGCCUCCUUGUUGGGAGCACAGAAGUGCUCCGGGCCACAAGACCCUCACUCCAAAGAUCUCACCUUCACAGGCGUGUGUGACUUACCAUCACACUCACCCAAAGGCACACGGCUAAUCUGACCAACCCCAGAGGUUCACCAUAUGGAAAGACUUAAGGCUGGGCCACACGGGCUCUCGGAGGGCAAAUGGCGAACCAUGUGAGGAGUACUCUGGCUGGGCCGGGCCCCGUCCUGUCUCAGCAGAAGGGGUGUAGGAAGGUCCUCGGCCUGGCUGGCAAAGCCAAGGACCCUCACCCACAUGAGACAUUAAGCACACCUAGACUGCCCCACUCCCCACAGACCUCCACAGCCAUACUCUGAGUGGGGAGUCAGUUCACAGAGUCGGGUCCCAGGUAAUCUCAAGGAGAGGGGAGGGAGGGAUCAUGAGGUGGGAGAGCCCCACCUGCAUGUCCCAUGUGUCCCCACAGUGAAGGCUAGUCCAGGCAGAGGUGCCAGAAUUCUGGCUUUGAGCAGCAGGGUGGUAAGGCCCCUGGGUGCCCACAGGACAGGGACUGGAUAGGGACCCUGUAGUCAGAAUUUGAAGGGAGAAGCAGUAAUGGCAGCCAGUGGGGCAACAUGAACCAACAAGCUUCAGCAGGGCCACCUUCCAGGAGCAGGGACCCUGGGGGCAAAGUCCUACCCACUCUUCCCAACCCUCCUCCCGCUGCUGAUGCAGAGCCAGGCGUGCCUCUGUUGCUGCCCAUCCUAACCGCCCUCCAGCUGGGCUGCCCCCCAUCCCCUGGAGACCCAUCAAGGAUGGUUUUUGGCCUGGUUGAGGGAAAGAGGAAAACCACACAACAGCAAUUUUUGAAUAAAGAACUGUUCCAGGUUAA